AUGAAUGCCACAAAGUUCGUUGUGAUUCUCUUCAUUGGAGUUGUGUGUGCCAAUGUUGGCGCAAGGCAGCUCGAAGAAGUCCCCAAAGAGGCCAAAUUAGGCAUCUCUAUUCCCGAAACUGCAACUACCAAUGGCGUUGGAACUCAGCUUUACGUUGCUAUCGCUGGUAGUGGCUACGGAGGCGGAAGUAGCACUCUGAAGCUGAUAACGAUAACUAUGGUACCGGUCAAGGCGAGACUAGAGCUGAAGCGGGAGACGGUGGUGCCACCACCAGUGGAACCGGCAAUGGAUAUGGCGGCAGCUUUGGGAGUGGAAGCAGCAGCAGCCCUUGAGCUUGAGCUGUGA
This is a messenger RNA of Microthlaspi erraticum, 345 nucleotides long. Lineage: Eukaryota; Viridiplantae; Streptophyta; Magnoliopsida; Brassicales; Brassicaceae. The record is from the annotation of a GenBank genome assembly.